AUCUGACAUGACCCUUGACGACCGUCAUCUCGCUAUGGACGUCUCCUUGGGACCCACAGCAUGCGACAUUCAUCAUCUCAGUGACUAAUCGAGAACAUAUCACGGAGAGUAUGUUUACGCAUCGACACCUUGCAUGUCCGCGACCGUGCUUGUCUGGAGAAGUUGAGUAGACCUCGGCCGCCUCGUUCAGGCGAGCACGAAAUCUGUUAUCGACUAUGGCAGCAGGUAAUAUAAGAGUUCUUGUGUCCUUGCGGACUGGGCCCUGAACCCUAUCUGAUUUCUUUUCGCUCGCACUUUGAUGCAAGUUACAAGCUUGUCUUUCACAAUGGCAGAUAACACGGAGUACACUCUCAAGGAGAUAACGGAACACAAUACUGAGAAGGACCUCUGGAUCAUUGUUGAUGGAAAUGUCUACGACGUCACGAAAUACACUCUGGAUCAUCCUGGCGGCCUAGAAUCGCUGGUUGAAGUGGCUGGACAAGAUGCCACACAAGCAUUCGAAGACGUUGGACACUCCGACGAAGCCAGAGAGAUAAUGGCGCCCUUUUUGGUCGGGAAGCUUCAAGGCUUCACCAAAUCUACUCGCAGGCAGGCUGUUCAGAUUGUUCGCAAACAACCGGCACCAAGCCCAAGCAGCGUUCCAAGCUCAAAGACUCUCGGAACGAUAGGAGCCGCGAGUCUACUCGCCGGAACAGCUACAACGAUUGUGUACAAGCUUCACGGUCGAAUGCAUAUACCUGGAGCUCACAAAUACUUGCAGAAUAUCAACUCUUUGCAAUCUGAGAAUGGCUUCCUCAAGGGCUUCUUGCUUGCCAGCGUGCUAUCAGCAGCUUUCGGCGCAGGCUUCACAUCAUAUAUCUCUAAGCUUACCACCAUUCCUGGCGGGUUUGGAAGAAGCCCAAUGUAUAAAAGAGUCCCUAAGCUGCCUACCAGACAUAUUGUUGGUUUCCUGAAGAGCACGGUGUUUCAGCCACUUCCUUUGGUAUCGAAGCAGAUUCUUCCUGGCCAAGGUUUGGUACGUCUAACAUUCGAGCUUCCUACACCUAUGACGAGACUUGGACUGCCAAUUGGACAGCACGUCGCCAUUCAAGCAAAGAUUGGCGAGCAGACAGUGACCCGGUCAUACACCCCCACAUCGAACGAUGGCGAUCUCGGCAAAUUAAUCCUUCUGAUUCGCCUAUACGAUGAAGGUCUACUUACCGGAAAGUAUCUGGCCAAGCUUAAGGUUGGUGAUCAAGUUCUCUUCAGGGGUCCCAAGGGCGCCAUGAAGUACCGCAAAGGCUACGCCAAGAAGAUUGGUAUGGUCGCUGGAGGCACCGGCAUCACACCCCACUAUCAGCUCAUCCGAAGCAUCUGCGAAGACCUUACCGAUACCACAGAAGUCUCCCUGGUGUACGCGAAUCGCACUGAGGACGAUAUUUUGCUGCGUGCAGAACUGGAUGCUUGGGCAAAGGCGUACCCCAAAAAUCUCAAGGUGCAUUACAUGUUAGACAAUCCACCCGAGGGUUGGCUAUAUGGAAGUGGGUUCGUCACGAAGGACAUAUUGGAGCAAUACAUGCCUGCGCCGUCGAACGAUGGAUCUUCAAAGAUUCUUCUGUGUGGACCACCAGGCAUGAUUAUUGCUACAAAGAAGAACUUGGCCGAGCUGGGAUGGAAGAAGCCUGGGUCUGUCGGUAAGAUGACAGACGAUAUCUUCACCUUCUAAAACAGUCAUGUCCUACAUGAUGGCAAUGCAUUUGAACAAAUCAAAAUUCGAUCCUUGAGAUCAUCCAUCAUAUCCCUUGCAGCACUUCAAUGCGUCCCAUCUGC
Molecule: messenger RNA, 1809 nt
Organism: Aureobasidium subglaciale EXF-2481
Lineage: Eukaryota; Fungi; Ascomycota; Dothideomycetes; Dothideales; Saccotheciaceae
Exons: 1
Coding region: 326-1705 (459 amino acids)
Cellular component (GO): endoplasmic reticulum
Molecular function (GO): oxidoreductase activity
Source: RefSeq, a predicted model, not a curated record